This is a messenger RNA of Sparassis crispa, 1011 nucleotides long. RefSeq lists its product as hypothetical. Gene Ontology annotation, cellular component: nucleus. Gene Ontology annotation, biological process: base-excision repair. Gene Ontology annotation, molecular function: DNA-(apurinic or apyrimidinic site) endonuclease activity; double-stranded DNA 3'-5' DNA exonuclease activity; phosphoric diester hydrolase activity. The coding region runs from base 1 to 1011 and encodes 336 amino acids. The transcript has 7 exons. Lineage: Eukaryota; Fungi; Basidiomycota; Agaricomycetes; Polyporales; Sparassidaceae. The record is from RefSeq and is a predicted model, not a curated record.
AUGGCCCCAGAACGCGGGUCCUCCUCUAAACGCAAACACUCUCCGUCAGAACCCGCAGACGGGAGUGAGUCGUCGCAGCCGCGCGCGUCCAAGAAGGUAAAGGUAAAGGCAAAGGCAAAGGCGUCACCGGAGGAUGUGACGUCUGCCAGCGCGCAGCCGACGAACAAGGUGCUGCCCGUGCACAUCCAGUUCGCACCGCGCGUGCCCGGCACGCUCAGGAUCGCGACGUGGAACAUAUGUGGGCUGGCCGCCGCCACGAAGAAGGGUUUCAAGUAUUAUGUCGAAGCGGAAGACCCGGAUAUCCUCGUCCUGACGGAGACGAAGGUCAACAACGAUCCAGUGGACCCUGCGCUCACGAAUCGUUUCCCAUAUCGUCACUGGUCGAUAGCUGACAAGAAAUCAUACUCUGGUACGGCUAUUCUUUCCAAGCACAAGCCAUUGUCUAUGUCUACCACGCUGCCUGGGCACCCGGACCCAAGCCUCGUCAAGGGGAGGAUAGUCACGCUCGAGUUCGAGCAUUGCUAUGUUAUCGGGACAUAUGUUGUGAAUGCCGGGGCAGAUCUGAAGACUCUGGACGCGAAAAAAGAGUGGAAUGUACAUUUUGAGGCAUAUAUCCACGAUCUCGACAAGAAGAAACCAGUGAUUUGGACUGGCGAUCUGAACGUCGCUCCUGCAGAGAUGGACCUUGCAAAUGCAAAGAGGAAUUGGAACAAGACUGCCGGAUAUACCGAAGCUGAAACGACAGCAUUUGCGCACAUCCUGGACCCAGGCACAGACUCGGACGAAGGCAAAUUUGUCGACGUCUGGAGGCGAUUCCAUCCCGAGGAUCGACAUUACACAUACUUCUCGUACCGUUUCAAUUGCAGGGCCAAAGGCAUUGGAUGGAGGAUUGACAUGUUUGUGCUGAGCGAGCGCAUGGUAGAUCGCGUCAGGCUGUGCGAGAUCAGGAGCGACAUCUACGGGGCGUCUGACCACUGCCCUGUUGUGCUAGAGAUAGAAGGCGAGCUGUAG